GCGUGCAGUGGCCGGAGGGCUCCCAAGUUGACAAGCUGGUGAGUCUCCUGGUGUGUGCGGCUCUGGGUGAGGGGAGAGCAGGUCCCCGCCACCCCUGCCACCCAGCCUUCCUCGAGUGUCUGCGCGGGAUCUGGGGGUGAUACAAGAUGCCUUUGAAUGGUGAGAAGCAGUGUGUGAACGAGGACCAGCAGAGUGAUUCAGAGUCUUCCCGGUUCUCCCAAAGCAUGGCUUCGCCCAGUGACUAUGAGUGUUCCAGGCAGAGCUUCACCAGUGAUUUCUCCAGCAAAUCCAGCUCUCCUGCCUCAACAAGCCCUCCCAGGGAUGUAAUGUUUGAUGUGAUGGCUGCAGCCAAGAACUUAUCAGACAUGACACUUGCUCAUGAAAUAGCUGUAAAUGAGAACUUCCAGUUGAAGCAAACUGCCCUCCCAGAGAACAGCCUUGCUGGUCAAGUGAAGCGUGUUGUUCACCAGGCCUUCUGGGAUGUCUUGGAAGCAGAUCUCAGUGCUGAGCCUCCCCAGUAUGAAUAUGCCUUCAGACUCUUUGAAGAAAUCAGAGAGAUUCUCCUCUCUUUUCUCACUGGUGGGAACAGGCUUCACAACCAGAUCUGUGAGGUUUUGGACAUUGACCUCAUUAGACAGCAGGCUGAACACAGUGCUGUUGACAUUCAAGGUCUAGCCAACUAUGUCAUCAACAUCAUGGGGAAGAUGUGUGCUCCUGUGAGAGAUGAAGAUAUCAGAGAGUUGAAGGCUACUACCAACAUCGUGGAGAUGCUGAGACAGAUAUUCCGUGUCUUGGACCUCAUGAGAAUGGACAUGACAAAUUUUGUCAUUAGGAAUAUUAGACCUCACAUUCAACAUCAUUUGGUGGAAUAUGAGAGAAACAAAUUCCAGGAAAUUUUAGAAGAAACUCCAAAUGCCUUCAGUCAGACCACGGAAUGGCUGAAAGAGUCUAUAGAUGAAGAACUCCUUUCUGAGACUGCUGUAUCUCCUGGAACUGAACAGAGUCCCACACCAAGCCUAAGCCCUCUGUUGGUGCUAAAUAAUUGUUACUUGAAACUACUUCAGUGGGACUAUCAGACAAAGGUCUUACCAGAGACACUCUUGACAGAUGGAACACGGCUUCAAGAACUGACAGAAAAGCUGAAUCAAUUGAAAAUGAUUGCCUGCUUGUCCCUAAUUACCAACAACAUGGUGGGUGCUAUUACAGAAGGCCUGCCUGAGCUUGCAAACAGGUUAAAAAGGAUUUCAGCUGUUCUACUCGAAGGCAUGAAUAAAGA
Molecule: messenger RNA, 1276 nt
Organism: Cricetulus griseus (Chinese hamster)
Lineage: Eukaryota; Metazoa; Chordata; Mammalia; Rodentia; Cricetidae
Source: RefSeq, a predicted model, not a curated record